This is a messenger RNA of Chanos chanos (milkfish), 1146 nucleotides long. RefSeq names its product PDZ and LIM domain 4 (gene pdlim4). Gene Ontology annotation, cellular component: adherens junction; Z disc; filamentous actin. Gene Ontology annotation, biological process: muscle structure development; heart development; actin cytoskeleton organization. NCBI's taxonomy places the organism in Eukaryota, Metazoa, Chordata, Actinopteri, Gonorynchiformes, Chanidae. The transcript is spliced from 7 exons. The record is from RefSeq and is a predicted model, not a curated record. The coding region runs from base 79 to 1107 and encodes 342 amino acids. Gene Ontology annotation, molecular function: muscle alpha-actinin binding; actin binding.
UACGAGAUUGGUUAUCCUACUCUAAACACCAGGUUUUGAGUUUUACUUUAGCCUACUGGAUACUUUUUUCCUCCAAUUAUGGCUCAGACGGUAACUCUGAACGGACCUUCACCUUGGGGUUUUCGGCUGGUCGGUGGAAAGGAUUUUAGCACACCGUUGACAAUUUCGAGGAUAACACCUGGAAGUAAGGCAGCGCUCGGGGACCUGUGCCCGGGAGACACCAUCCUGGCCAUCAAUGGAGACAGCACAGAGAGCAUGACGCACAUGGAAGCCCAGAACCGCAUCAAAGCAUGCACAGAACAGCUCGUCCUAGCAAUCAGCAGGUCUGGAAAGAAAGUCUGGUCCCCAACUGUAUUAGAAGACUGCAAGACAACAAGCCCAUACUCAGGGUCUGAGUCACAGACCUUCCAACCUAUCAGCGGUGGAAAUACUCCAAAACCGAGAAGCCCCAUCCAGUUCACACCCGUCAACAACAUCAGCCCCAGACCAAGUGUCCAGUACAAUAAUCCAGUCGGGCUGUAUGCAAACAACAACGGGAACGGUCCCCUGGCCAGGCAGAUGGCCGGCCUUGAUCUCAGCUCUCCAAACAGCCCUGAACCUCCACUGCACUCCCCGGCGAGCCGUAACGGAUUUGACACGGAGUCCGACGUCUACAAGAUGCUGCAGGACGCGGAAGAGCCUGUGUCAGCUCCCAAACAGUCAGGCUCCUUCAGAUACCUCCAGGGAAUACUGGAGGCCGAGAAUGGAGGUGUGUCCCCCACAGACAGAUAUGGCGCGAGAGGCCUGCGUUCUCCAGUCAGAUCCCCAGUGCCUAAACUGGGAAGCCCCAUCCCUGGACCUGUUUCCCCCAUCGGCGGAUUGCAGAAACUGCCUCAGUGCACACGCUGUGGUAAUGGCAUAGUGGGAACCAUAGUGAAAGCCAGAGACAAGCUUUACCAUACAGAGUGUUUCAUGUGUGAUGACUGCGGCAUUAACCUGAAGCAGAGAGGCUACUUCUUCAUCGACGACAACCUGUAUUGUGAGACCCACGCCAAGGCCAGGGUGCAGCCUCCAGAGGGUUACGAUGUGGUGGCCGUUUACCCCAACUCCAAAGUGGAACUUGUCUGAUUCUUCACCCACACACUUGUACACACACACACACACACA